GCCAGAUGUUAGAAAGGAGGUGGGAAGAAGUACAGCAACUCCUGGACGACCUCACACACUCACAGCAGCAACAUACACAGAGCAAGAAGGUGCUCCUGGACAACCUGCUGUGUGCACUCCGUCAGGAGAGCAGUGAGGAGGCACUGAAGACGUCUCUGGACAGAACUGUCAGCUACCUGCAGGAGGUGAAACACAGCUGCAGACAGGGAGUCUCUGAUCAGUGGGAGGUGUUGGCUCAUCUCCCUUCUCUCCUCCUGGACGAGCUCCUCUCCUACAGCAACAACCUCAGCUCCUUUUACCAUCUCAACCACACCUACACACUGGUAACCACCUCAACCACACCUACGGACCAGUAA
Messenger RNA from Cyclopterus lumpus (lumpfish), 356 nucleotides. It is a transcript of the gene ccdc180, whose product is annotated as coiled-coil domain containing 180. Lineage: Eukaryota; Metazoa; Chordata; Actinopteri; Perciformes; Cyclopteridae. The transcript is spliced from 3 exons. The record is from RefSeq and is a predicted model, not a curated record. The coding region runs from base 6 to 356 and encodes 116 amino acids.